UCAAGAAGAGGCAGAGAGAGCCGACACCGGAGAGCUGGUCACGGCUGGAAGCCACUUGCAGACUGGAGUCCCAUCAGAAGCUGCCAAGAUGAGGGAGUGGCCAGAGCCUGAGAUUUCUGUGCCAGGGAGUGGCUUCCUGUCCAUGGCAGAUGGGUUUGGCGUUGUGGAGCCUCUGCAGUACUAUGAUGUGCUGUCGGACCCUCAGGGCUACCCCCUCCAGGAUGUGGAGCUCCAGGCACUGCCCUAUGGCCAGCAGCAGUACAGCCCAAUCAGCAUGCCUUUCUGCCCACAGGGGGCACCAUCCUCACAGCCUUGCUAUCCACCAUACUCUUACGUUUCGCCAUGCCCGGAGCCACUCCCAGAAGCCAUUGCAGAAGCUCCAGCAGAGAGGCAGGGGGGCUUGGCAGGGCUGCCCCCGCUGAAGCGGACAAGGCCGGGUCCCGGGGGGCGGGUCAGGGGCCCAGGGGAGCUGUGCGUGGUGUGUGGGGACAAGGCCUCGGGGUAUCACUACAAUGCACUCACAUGUGAGGGCUGUAAAGGGUUCUUCCGGCGCAGUGUGACAAAGAAGGCAGUGUACCGCUGCAAGAGCGGUGGCGGCUGCGAGAUGGACAUGUACAUGCGGAGGAAGUGCCAGGACUGCCGCCUGAGGAAAUGCCGUGCCGUGGGCAUGCUGGCUGAGUGCCUGCUGACAGAGGUGCAGUGCCAGUCGAAGCGCCUGAGGAAGAGCGGCAAGCAGCACAGCAAAUCAUCCUGCAAACGGGAGGAGGAGGAGGACGGUGCCGAGGGCAGGGCUGUGACCUCCACCUGCAAGGUGCUAGGACAGGUCUCCAUCAGCUUGUCGAGGGAGGAGCAGGUCCUGCUGGACAGCAUUGUGGAUGCGCACCGCCGAUACCGGGCUCAGGACUCCGCUCAUGCCUGGGUGCUGGAGUCCCCCAGGAUGGAUGAUGGGGGGAGCCGACUAGGGGAUGUGAGCUCCGCCCACUGCCAAAGGCUCUUACAGUUCUCCAGCAGCUUGCCUGGGUUCGAGCUCCUUGACUGUGCUGAUCAGAUAGCCCUGCUCACCAGCUCCUCUGUAGAAGUCAUGUUCCUGCUCUCCGCACAGCUCUUCGCCCAAGGCUUCCCAGUGGCCACUGGAGAUUCCAUGUCUUUGCCCCUGUCAGCACUGUACCCCUUGGGGGCAGACCUUUCUUCCCAUUACUGGCUGAAGAACCCCCACUCCAAGCAGACCUUGGCCCCAGACUCAUUAUGCAGCUCCGGAGUCACCGAGGAGCUGCUGGGACCUGUCAUUAACUUCUUCCACAGCAUGGUGGCGCUAGCGGUGACCGAGGCUGAGUACGCACUGCUCACCGCCACGGCAGUUCUGUGCUCAGAGCAAACGGCCCUCCAGGCUCCCAUGCAAGUGGAGGUCCUGCAGGAGCACAUUCUUGAACUGCUGUCCCGGGUGUGCAGCCUACCACGGAUGCCUGCGGGGGCUCCCGACCCCCAGCGCUUCGCUCGGCUGCUGGGCCGACUCACCGAGCUGAGGACUCUGCGACACAACCACCUGGCCCUGCUGAGGCACCAGCCCUGGGGGACACACAGCCACUGAGAAACAGCCUGGCGGGCGACACCGGGAGCGCGGCAACUGCAGCCGAGGAGAGGAGGACUUCCCCGGAACAGAGGUUGAACCCAUAACACGGUUCAUCCUCGCGAGGCCGGACCCGUAUGGGGGAGGGGCGUCCGGUUAUACGAUUGACUGCUCAUUCCAGUGUGGCAUACGUGGGAUUUUUUUAAAAAAAUCCUUUUGGCAUGAUAGUAACGUGGUUUUGUGAAAGUGUUUUAUUUUCACAAGAAAAGGCAUAAAAUGAAACGAUAACAUAGAGAGGCCUCGUCAAAAGACAGAGCAGCAUUUACCGCACUUCCUUACCAAAUCUGCAUAAAUGACAACAUAUUUUUUAUGUUAUUAUUGAAACUUUUAUGCAAGUAAAUCACUUCAGAUGUUGAAAGUGAUAUUUUUACAGUUUGCA
Messenger RNA from Scleropages formosus (Asian bonytongue), 2006 nucleotides. RefSeq names its product nuclear receptor subfamily 1, group H, member 5 (gene nr1h5). The record is from RefSeq and is a predicted model, not a curated record. Gene Ontology annotation, biological process: cell differentiation; positive regulation of transcription by RNA polymerase II; negative regulation of inflammatory response. Gene Ontology annotation, molecular function: nuclear receptor activity; zinc ion binding; RNA polymerase II cis-regulatory region sequence-specific DNA binding. The transcript has 11 exons. Lineage: Eukaryota; Metazoa; Chordata; Actinopteri; Osteoglossiformes; Osteoglossidae. The coding region runs from base 89 to 1588 and encodes 499 amino acids. Gene Ontology annotation, cellular component: RNA polymerase II transcription regulator complex.